AUGACCCUCUGGCCUGCAACCCCGACGGACGACGAUUCUCUUGACCGACAUGGUGCGAUCCGCGAAUACCGACACAUCCUCCUCCAACCACCACAUCCUCGACCACCACCUCAGCCUGGCCUAACGAGUCUGAGCAACCCGCCCACCACUCUCACGUUCUCCACUGUUUCGACCUUCGACCAUCACCAACUCCGACUCCUCUGCGCCAAGUUUGCCAUGCUGCUCCUUCAUCAGGUCGGCAGCGUCAAGCUCGGCGAGGUUGUCCGCUACACUGUCACAUACACCCCUUCUCAGGAUCGUAUUCUUCCCUCACCGGAGAAGCUCCACGUCCGCAUUCGCAACACGUCUGCUAUCGCGCUUCGUGCCGCUUUCGUCCAUGGGCCCUACAACCUUUGCGUCGCCGCCUACCCUGCUGCCUUCAACCCCAACGUCAAGUUCCAGAACCCCCGCCGCUAUGGCGUGCCCGAAUUUGAACCCAUGGUCAAGGCUGGCGGCUCCUGGCAGUGCGAGUUGGUCGUCCCCGAACAUAUCCGCCAGAGCGCUGGCACCGGCUCGCAUGGCCACUUUGGUGCCGGUCCCGAUCACGAGGCCGAGAGCGCGUCUUGGAUCAUCGAGGUCUCCUCCCAGGUCAUCUUUUCCACCUCCGCCUCCGUAGGCUACGAAGUUGUCCUCGCCCGCGACGAGAAGUCCCUGAACCUGAACUCCCUGCCCGUCAUCGGCGGCCAGGCCAAGGCACCCCAGCCCGGUAAAGUCAGCGACCUCGUGCAUCACGAUCACACCAAGAACAGCCACCGCAGCGGCCCCCCCAAGGGCGUCUUCUCCAGGGCUAUAACGCUCAAGGUCGAAGACACGGCUACACUCUGGAACACCCCGAGGCUACCUGGUUGGGAUAAUGGCUCCAAAAUCCUCGAGCGCGGCAAGAUGCGGGCCCCGAAGGAAGAGGCUGCCGUAGCGGCAGCGGCCGCCAGCAGCGCCACCGCCACCGCAAAUCACAAGAAUACUGCGUCGCGAGUUGCUACCUCCGAACCACCGCACAGCCCAUCCUCGAGCGCGAAGCUUCAUGAGAAGCCUAAGAGUAUUCGACGCACGGUACGACAGCAAGUCGACGCAGCGAGGCUGCGAAACAGAGGAGCUGCAGGCAGCGCGCAGCAAAAGCGGUUCCGCGAACGAGGCCAGGGUUCCGAUGCGCCGGAGACUGCGCGGUACAGACACGACGACGAAGCUGAGGAAGAUGAGGAAGACGAAGAGGUCAUCGUCCGCGGAUUCUCCGGCAAUGCGACUCGUACUGAGAGGGGCAUCAAGUUCUUGGGAAAGAGACUGGCUAGAUACAUCCUCUCGACCUGCUAUCCUGAUCAGCCCUUCCUGCCAUCUUUCAAGGGGGCCGCCGAAGUAGCUGCCAACAACAUCAAGCCAGAUCAUGAGGGCAAGACGGCACAUAAGCACAGCUCGAUUCACAAGGAAGAGAUCCCACUCGCAGCACGGCCUUUUAAGAUCACCAGCAUCAGCUUCAUCGGGCACUCCCUCGGUGGCCUCAUCCAGACAUAUGCCGUAGCAUACGUUCAGAAGCACUCGCCCCAAUUCUUCGACCUCAUCAAGCCCAUCAACUUUGUCACGCUCGCCACGCCCUUCCUGGGUCUCAGCAACGAAAACCCUCUUUACGUCAAGUUCGCACUCGACUUUGGCCUCGUCGGCAGAACAGGACAAGACCUGGGCCUCACUUGGCGGGCGCCGACCAUCGCAAGGAGCGGUUGGGGUGCCAUUGUCAGCAAUCUCGGUGAGAGCGCGCACAAAAAGGUCAUAGGAGAGAGCCGUCCCGAGUCGAAGCCAUUGCUGCGCAUCCUACCUACAGGCCCCGCCCACACGGCGCUGAAGAAGUUCCGCAACCGGACUGUCUAUUCCAAUGUGGUCAACGAUGGCAUCGUCCCUCUGAGAACAAGCUGCCUGUUGUUCCUCGACUGGCAAGGUCUAGGGCGUGUUGAGAAGGCGCGGCGCGACGCAGGUCUGGUUGAGACGUUGGUGGGCGCCGGCUGGGCUGAGCUUACCGGGGCCAACGUGGGCAGCACGCGCCGCGAGGCGCGGCAGCUGCCUCCUGAAGACAACGAUGAGGGAUCUGGGACGGCCACCCCCACCGCACCACAGAAUGCGGCUGAGGUUCCCCAGCCUGGUCAGAAUGCCAUCGUCGAAGAUGACACGCUAGCUUGCGAUCAGUACCGACGCCUUACCAGGACGAUGCCGAGACCACGGCGCCCAAAUCUUCCGAAUCGUCUAACAAUGGCAGUGAACAAGAUUUACAGGCGGAGCCAGACAAUCAAGUUUGAUGAUUCCUCCACAACGUCUCAGUCGUCUGGGGCGUCCAAGGUGACGUCCGGGCAGGAGUUUGAGAACGACACAGAUGGGAUGAACGCCCCGCCCCGGACCACUUUCUUCGAGUCAGCUCACGACCUUAUCAACCCCACGCUGCCAUCCACAGAAUUUGUGGUCGACCCCUCCAAACGACCUCGCGCCAUCUUUCACGACCGCGUUUACCACCCUUCCGAUAUCCCGCCACCCCCUCUCAAGAAAAAGAAUUCGUCGGGUUCUCUCGUCAUCCGUAGGCGCAACACGGGCCACUCGACCGCAAGCACCGACACAAAAGACCACGCCCCUUCGGUCGCCUCUUCGCUAGGAUCCUCCCCGCGCACUCCCAGCCAAGGCGUAGGCCGCGAGGAUUCGCUUCAGUCUACCAAGGACUAUGAUGACACGACCAACACGAACCCCAAUAAAGAUGAAGACCAAGAGAUCGAUGGAUCGCAGAUGCGUGUUGAAGAGAAGAUCGCCCGGGCCUACCACCGCGGCAUGGCCUGGCGCAAGGUUCUUGUCAAGCUCGAGCCCGAUGCUCAUAACAACAUUAUUGUGCGGCGCAUGUUCGCCAAUGCCUUUGGGUGGCCCGUUGUCAAGCACCUAGUCGACGCGCACUUCAGCGACUCGGCAACGGUGCGCAUGCGUGUUGAUGAGGAGGGAGGCGAGGAGCGUGCCUUUGACAUGGGACAACCCCCAGACCAAUACGGCGGCGAGGUCAAGCGGAGCAAUGGAAACGACGGCGCUGGCGGCACAAGCACUCACGAAAAGCCACCGCACGAAGAGACGAGCGCUCAGCGGACAGCGCGGAAAGAACAAGAAGGGCGAGAGGGGGAGAACCUGGCACGCGAGGCUGAAGAUAAGGUCACCGCAUUGCCUCGCAAGCCGGAGGCUUCGUCGCCUGUCGCAUCCACUGCAGAAGAGGCGUAUGCUCCAAAGCAGCGAGUGUCCCGAGCCGACUCGAUGACGUGGAGCGACGGCGACUGGGCCGACACAGAUGGUGAUAGCGAUGUGGGAACCGAGGCCGGCGGCCGCAGCCCGCGGCCCAUGACGCCCGACGGAAAGGGGAAGGAUGUGCACGGCAGCUGGAACUGGACGGAGAAGAUUGUUGGCAAGGGACCUGCAACCCGCUCGGUCUCAGGGCAGCAGCAGCAGCAGCACCUUCAGCCUUCUGCGCAGCCGCCACCGCUGCAUAUUCCAGCAGGGGGGAAGCCGGUUGAGGAGAUGACGCCGCAGGAGAUGACGCCGCAGGAGGUGAAGCCACAGGAGGGGAAGCCACAGGAGGGGAAGCCACAGGAGGUGAAGUCGCAAGAGACGAGGUCAGAAGAGGCGAGGUCGCAAGAGUAA
This is a messenger RNA of Verticillium alfalfae VaMs.102, 3684 nucleotides long. RefSeq names its product revertant of glycogen synthase kinase mutation. Gene Ontology annotation, molecular function: monoacylglycerol lipase activity. Bases 1 to 3684 code for a protein of 1227 amino acids. The transcript has 4 exons. Lineage: Eukaryota; Fungi; Ascomycota; Sordariomycetes; Glomerellales; Plectosphaerellaceae. The record is from RefSeq and is a predicted model, not a curated record.